Molecule: messenger RNA, 4346 nt
Organism: Phyllostomus discolor (pale spear-nosed bat)
Lineage: Eukaryota; Metazoa; Chordata; Mammalia; Chiroptera; Phyllostomidae
Gene: ZNF510
Product: zinc finger protein 510
Exons: 6
Coding region: 1266-2432 (388 amino acids)
Biological process (GO): regulation of DNA-templated transcription
Source: RefSeq, a predicted model, not a curated record
GCUCCGGGGGCGGGUGGGAUGUGGCAGCUGAGUGCUGUGGACCCUGGGGAAAAAUCCCUUGCGGGUGGCAGGAAGGAAUUAGCCUUAUGAUACUGACUGAUACUGACCGACUGUGAACCUGACUCAAAGCGCUCCCCGGCCUUGGGUCUGCAGUGAGAAGCCAAGUUUAGGAGCCAGAAGGACUAGGCCUAAGUCUCAAUGCCUCUGGAACAAAGUGGCUUUGUGUGGCAAGAAGGAGGGAACCCUGGGGUAGGAGUCCUACCUGGAAGAACAGCCUAUCUGACAGGAGCUGCUCUGACCAGAGCUUUGGACCAGAUGCAGGAGAACCCAGAAAGAAGCGGGUCCUGAUUUACUCCCCCCAGAAGCAGUUCUUAGGCACCUUGUCCAGAGAGAGCCAGACUUGGUGAUGUCGCCAUAUCCAGAAGCCAUCACAGUCUGUGUGACAGUGGGAACAUUGGACCAGCUUGCAGAAGGUGGUUAUCUUUCACAGUUCUCUACACUCUCCCAAGAACAGCAGAAAAUGAACAUACCUCAAGCAUUGGUGUCAUUCAAGGAUGUGACUGUGGAGUUCACCCAGGAGGAGUGGCAGCAAAUGGGUCCUCUUCAAAGGACCCUGUACAGAGAUGUCAUGCUGGAGAACUACAACAACCUAGUCUCAGUGGGAAAUUGCAUUUUUAAACCAGAGGUCAUCUUCAAGUUGGAACAAGGAGAAGAACCUUGGUUCUUAGAGGAAGAAUUCUCAAACCAGAGUCACCAUGAAUAUUACAGAGAUGAUUACCUGAUCAAGAGGAAAAAAAUCAAACACUUUCAGCAAGUAACAUUGAUCAAUAAUAAACCUUUGACUGGAGAGGAGGAGGAAGUUUUGGGAAAACCAGUUAAUCUGUACAUAGCUCCUGUUUUUUCAACAAAAAUGUCCUGUAAAUAUGACUCAGGGGGAUUGAAUUUGCAUAAUAUUUCUCAAUUUAUCAUUAAUAGAACCCAUUCAAUAAAAAAAAACAGGUUUCUGUGAUGUCUGUGAAAAUUUGCCUUUCAAAAUUAACUUUGAAAGAACUCAUACUGGAGAGAAAUUUUAUGAAUAUAACAAAAAUGGGAAAGCCUUCAGUUACAAGGAAAAUCUUCCUGAGCAUCAAAAGUGCCAAACUUUCAAGCAAGCUUUUGAAUGCACUGAAACUGAAAAACUUUAUGAUGAUGGCGCCUGUGUUACAGAUGAGAUUACUCACACAGGAGAAAAAUCCCGUAAAGAUGAAUUUAGGAAAAACUGUGACAUGAUGAGUCUCUUUGACCAAGAAAUAACUGCGAUGGGAGAGAAACACUCUAAUCUUAAGCAGUGUGGGAAAUCCUUCUCUGAGAAGUCACCUGUCAAGGAAUACAAUACAUUUAAUAUCACUGUGAAACACUAUGAAUGUAAUGCCAGUAGGAAUAACUUCAACAGGAGGUCUCAUCUCACUGAGCCUCAGAGAAUUGUUACAGAAGAGAAUGCAUUGGUAUGUAAUGACAAAACACAAACUGGGGAUAAAACCUUUGAAUAUCAUGAAAAUAGGAAAUUAGCCCACAGAGUACACCAGAGAACUCACUCUCAGGUAAAACCCUAUAAAUGCGAUGAAUGUGAGAAAUCCUUCUGCCAAAAAGGACAUCUCAUUCAACAUCAGAGAACCCACACAGGAGAGAAACCCUUUGAAUGUAAUGAAUGUGGAAAAACUUUCUCCCAGAAGUCACAUCUCAGCACGCAUCAGAGAAUUCACUCAGCAGAGAAACCCUAUAAAUGUAAAGAAUGUGGGAAAACAUUUGUGCAGAAAUCAACUCUCAGGGGACAUCAGAGAAUCCAUACAGGAGAGAAGCCCUAUGAAUGUAGUGAGUGUGGGAAAACUUUUGUUCAAAAGUCAACCCUCAGAGACCAUCAUAGAAUUCACACAGGGGAGAAAUCAUUUCAGUGUAAUGAAUGUGGGAAAACUUUUGGCCAGAAAUCAAACCUCAGAAUACAUCAGAGAACUCAUGGUGGUGAGAAAACUUAUCAAUGUAAUGAAUGUGAAAAAUCCUUCUGGCGAAAAGACCAUCUCAUCCAACAUCAGAAAACACACACAGGAGAAAAACCAUUUAAAUGUAAUGAAUGUGAGAAAACUUUUGCCAGGACAUCAACUCUCAGAGUUCAUCAGAGAAUUCACACUGGGGAGAAACCAUUUAAAUGUAAUGAAUGUGGGAAAAAAUUUGUCAGGAAGGCAAUCCUUAGUGAUCAUCAGAGAAUUCAUACAGGGGAGAAACCCUUUAUAUGUAAUAAGUGUGGGAAAACUUUUGGCCAGAAAUCAAACCUCAGAGUACAUCAGAGAACUCACAGUGGGGAGCAAUCUUAUGAAUGUAAUGAAUAUGGAAAAUUGUGUAAGAAGUCAACCCUAAAUGUAUGCCAGAGAAUUCAGAGAGGGAGAAAACCCUAUUGAUACAAUAACUGUGAAAAAUCCUGGCUAAAAGACCAACCCAUUUGACCUCAGAAAAUUCUAACAGGAGAAAAACCAUAUAAAUAUAAAUGCAGGAAGAAUUUUGUCCAAAAGGUAACCUAGAGAGUAUUCAGAGAAUUCACAUAGGCUGCUAUUUCUUUCAAGCUAAUGUGGAAAGCCCUUUGAAUGAAAUCAUGCCCUAUCGGAUAACUCUCACACAUCACACAGGCUGAUAAUCUUUUCACUAGUAAGAAUAUCAUUUUUCCUCUGGGCACAUAGCUAAUAUAAAUUUCCCAGUCUCCCUUUCAUCUAAGUGGGACUUUGUGACUGGCUAAUUGAACAUGGAUGCUCAUGUUGUAUGCCACAUAUAGUUCUGACAAAGGACUUCUCCAACAAACUAUCAGGCUACUGUAAGGGUGAAAUGGAGAGGACUUCCAGGACAACCUUGGGUGCCAUGGUUUAACAUGGCACACAGCCCAAGACAAGAGCCAAAACAAUGUGGAUCAAAAUUCUCUUCCAUAUCUUUUCAUUUGAACAUUUUGUGAGCAAGACUGAAGCUUGUGUUCUGUUGAGCUCUUACAUAUUUGGGGUCUGUUUCUGCACAUAAUUUAGCCAUCCCACUACUAGAGAGGCAGAAUAUUACUGUGUAAGUUAAGCUUACAUCAGCCCCAGGGUACAAACCUUGUUAUAGGGUUGAUACGUCAAGGAGUCAGUCCCUCAGAGAUCAUCAGAGAAUUUACACAAAAGACCUCCUCUCAAUAUAAUGAAGUAGAUUGUAUCACCUGAUACUGGGCUUUGAACCAAAAAGUUGAAAGUUUUUUAUUUUUUAUUUUAUUUUAAUUGUUCAAGUACAGUUGGGAGGUUUUUUUUUUUAAAUUGGAUGAACUGAUGAGCAGCUAUCAUGCAACUAAAAUAAAUGUGGCUUGUUUAAUGUCAUGAAGCCACUCUCCCAUCAUACCUCCUGGCACUUUCAUAUACCCCAACCUCAGCUGCUUUAAGGAGAAAGAGGUUUUCCUAUCUCCAAAGGGGACCUAAAGUCUUUGGCAUACAUCCAAGUGUUCUGGGAACUUUGAGGGAGGGGAAGAACUCAGUUUUUUAUGGUCCUAUAGGAUACAGAUACCAGUUCCCAUAGAGGCAAGGGAUACCUAGAUUUAGAUAAUGUUGCUAGGUUACAAUUUACAGUAGGGAAGGGAAAUGAAUGAAACAUUAUCAAUAAAUGGGGCCAUUUGUACCAGUGCAAUAUACUGUGGUUACUUGUACAUCUGGAAGUGCAUUAGAAAUUAAUAUGUUGUGCUCCCUGUUCUCAUUAGUCACAAAAUUCUCCCAGUCAGGAAGUAAAGAAGAUACCUUUGAGUCCCACAGGCCUCAAUGACCAUUUGGGCUUCAAGACUGACUGAUUUUGUUGAUUCAAACUUCUGACAAAAGGAGGCACCCUUGGGGUGAGGGGGUAGUUUGACUUUAUGCCCGGACAAUGCUACCAAGGGUACCCUUUAUGUAUGCAGCCAUUAGCUUACUCUUGAGUUCUUUUACAUUGGAUACCUGAUUUGCAGAGGCCUUGACUUGAUUUGGGGGUGUGUCAUCUUAGGCUUACUAACAAGAUGGAAAGGACUUAACAACCCUACUGUGAAAUGACAUGGUGUAUUCAAGAACACAGCUGUCCUGACCCAGCAGUAUCAGCUGUAUAUGAAAUAGUAGCUAUUCCUUAGAGAGGAGAUUUAUCCCCACUUUGCUGCCUGGAGCAAACCUGCUGGCACAGUAAGGCCCUAAAUUCAUAGAGAUUACUCAAAGUAGGCCUUGCUUCACUAAUGGUUUGACUAGUUGAAAUCACUCCGAUCCUAUGAUUCUUCAACCUCUGCAAUUAUGCAGACCCAAAACUUAAUGUGUUCUCAACUAUAGCCAAUAUUCCCUUUGAUAAAA